This is a messenger RNA of Myotis daubentonii (Daubenton's bat), 1541 nucleotides long. It is a transcript of the gene ABHD12B, whose product is annotated as abhydrolase domain containing 12B. Gene Ontology annotation, molecular function: phosphatidylcholine lysophospholipase A1 activity; monoacylglycerol lipase activity. The record is from RefSeq and is a predicted model, not a curated record. Gene Ontology annotation, cellular component: endoplasmic reticulum membrane. Lineage: Eukaryota; Metazoa; Chordata; Mammalia; Chiroptera; Vespertilionidae. Gene Ontology annotation, biological process: monoacylglycerol catabolic process; phosphatidylserine catabolic process.
GGCCCUGGGUCCCGGCAGCUGCUCCCGCGGCGGCGGUUCGCGACAAAGUGCGCGAUGGAGCCGGGCUCCCCGCAGCAGCUCCCGCGGCGGCGGUGCGCGAUGGAGCCGCGCGCGGAGGACUGCGUGGACCGGGAGGACUGCGUGGACGGGGAGGACUGCGCGGACGGGGAGGACUGCGCGGACGAGUACAGCGUGGCCGCCUGGUGGGACAUGGUGGUGAGGAACGUGCGAUCUAUUCCACAAUGCUGUGAAACACUCGGAAGGAAAAUUGCCACUCAGUACAACAGCUUUACUAGUAAACCAUUAAAAGAACACAUUUUCCCUCCUCUGAUGGACAUGCUAAUUUAUUUUAAUUUUUUCAAAGCACCAUUUCUUGUGGACUUAAAGAAGCCGGAGUUAAAGAUGCCUCACACAGUGAACUUUUACAUCAAGGUUGAACCCGGGGUGAUUCUGGGAAUCUGGCACACAGUUCCCAGCUGCCGGGGGGAAGAUGCUAAAGGGAAGGACCGUUGCUGGUACGAAGCAGCCCUUCAUGAUGGCAACCCAAUUAUUGUCUAUCUUCACGGCAGUGCAGAACACAGGGCAGCUCGUCACAGGCUUAAUCUCGUAAAGGUGCUGAGCGAUGGUGGCUUUCACGUCUUGUCUGUUGACUACAGAGGGUUCGGGGACUCUACGGGUAAGCCCACAGAGGAGGGACUGACUGCGGACGCUAUUUGUGUCUAUGAGUGGACCAAGGCAAGAAGUGGCACCACCCCCGUGUGCCUCUGGGGCCACUCUCUGGGUACAGGAGUUGUAACGAAUGCUGCGAGAGUACUAGAAGAGAAAGGAUCCCCGGUUGAUGCUAUUGUUCUGGAAGCUCCAUUUACCAACAUGUGGACUGCAAGUAUCAAUUAUCCCUUGUUAAAGAUUUACCAGAAACUUCCAGGAUUUUUACAAACACUUAUGGAUGCUUUGAGAAAAGACAAAAUAGUCUUCCCUAAUGAUGAAAAUGUAAAAUUCCUGUCUUGCCCCCUCCUCAUCCUUCACGGCGAGGAUGACAGAACAGUGCCUUUGGCGAAUGGAAAACAGCUCUAUGAAAUUGCACGCAAUGCAUACAGGAACAAAGACAGAGUCAAGAUGGUGAUCUUUCCUCCUGGCUUCCAACACAACCUGCUUUGUAGAAGCCCCACACUGUUAAAAACCGUGAGAGAUUUCCUGAGCCAGCAGUGGGCAUGAGGUCUGAGAGCAGCAGAAACCUCCAGCGAAGACUUGGUCCGAACACCACCUGUGAUGUGUAUUUUUUUGUGUACAAUUGUACUGGUAUGCUUGGAUGAGCUAAAGUCAAUUGGCAUGUCUGCAAGCCACUUGCCAGCUACAAGCAUGGGUGCUGGGUGGUAUGGGAUGCUCUCAUUUAGUUCAUGGAACAUGCUGAGACAUCACUGUGGAGAAUCAGAAUUUGGUAAAAACUGGAUCCCAUAUAAAAAUGUGCAGUUGCCAAACACCCUGGGCUAUUUGUGAAUCAGGUGUAGUCUUUGGUUUGGACUUAGAUAGCAGUGUAAGAA